CUUCGAAAGUCAUGCAAAGCACAAAAAGUUCAUAAAGAUGGUUGCACUAAGAGGUACCUUUGUGGGUUUUUUGGUCCUUCUAUGCUCAAGCUUAAGCAGGGCUAGGGUACUUGAGGAUACCAAUAGUUACAAAAUACUUGAAGACCAUCCUUCUAGUAAAACAUUUGGAAGAGAACAUCGUGCUUGGGGGGUUGGUACCGGCGUUGGCUUUGGUAGUGGUAGUGGCUCUGGUGGUCAGGGAUUAGGAACUGGCUUUGGCAGUGGUAGUGGCAGCUUUGGUCAGGGAGUAGGAAUUGGCUAUGGCUAUGGUGGUCAAGGGUUUGGAGCUGGCCAUGGCUUUGGUAGUGGCAGUGGUUCUAGUGGCCAAGGAAUAGGAACUGGCUAUGGUUCUGGUGGUGGCAGCGGUUCUGGUGGUCAGGGAAAAGGAACUGGCUAUGGCUCUGGUGGUCAGGGGUUUGGAACUGGCAUUGGCUUUGGUGGCGGUAGCGAUUUUGGUGGUCAAGGAGUAGGAACUGCCUAUGGCUAUGGCAAUGGUGGUGGCUCUGGCGGUCAGGGAUUAGGAACUGGUAUUGGCUUUGGUAGUGGUAGUGGUAGCUUUGGUCAGGGAGUAGGAACUGGCUAUGGCUCUGGUGGUCAGGGGUUUGGAGUUGGCUAUGGCUCUAGUAGUGGUAGUGGUUCUAGUGGCCAAGGAAUAGGAACUGGCUAUGGUUCUGGUGGUGGUAGCGAUUCUAGUGGUCAAGGAAUAGGAACUGGCUAUGGCUCUAGUGGUCAGGGUUUUGGAACUGGCGUUGGCUUUGGUAGCGGUAGCGGUUUUGGUGGUCAAGGAGUAGGAACUGCCUAUGGCUAUGGCAAUGGUGGUGGCUUUGGUGGUCAAGGGGGAGGAGUUGGUGUUGGCUUCCGUAGUGGUUUUGGUGGUCAAGGAGUAGGAAUUGGCUAUGGUUCUGGUGGACAAGGGAUAAGAGCUGGUUGGGAGACAGACAUUAGGUCUGGUUUUGACCUUGGUUUUGGCUCAGGAAGUGGCAUUGAAGCUGGAUUUGGGUCUAAAGGAGCUAGUCAAUUUGGACCAGGAUUUGAUGCUAGAGGGGGUUAUGGCGCAGAAGGUGGAGUUGGUUUUGGUUCAGGCAUUGGGGUUGGAUUUAGGCAUAAACUUAAUAGUAACAUGAAAAAUCAAGGUUGUGGAGCUUGUCCUCCUGACUUGGGUACUCCACCUGAUUGCGGUGGCUUUCACCCUCCGACAUCUGGAUGCGGUGGCUUUCAACCUCCUGCAUCUGGAUGUGGCGGCUGUCAAACCCCUAUUUUUGGACCAGGUUGUCAAUCUUCUCCAUGUCAGUGCAACAAUCCUCCAGGUAUAGGGAUGCCGCAAGGGCAUGAAAGUUCUUCUACACAAGAAGCCCAUGUGCCUGAAAAGAGUAAGGAAGAUGCUGACCCUAUCCCACCAAGCUCGUCACCUGAGCAAGACAAUGAAGCCCAUCACUAAUCCGCAACUAACGGGCCUGAACAAGAAUUUCAGGACCACGACAAAUCUCAACUUGUAAUUCAGAUAAUACUUGGAAUAAAAGCUUACGAUUUGCUUCCUGAAAA
Molecule: messenger RNA, 1581 nt
Organism: Carya illinoinensis
Lineage: Eukaryota; Viridiplantae; Streptophyta; Magnoliopsida; Fagales; Juglandaceae
Product: glycine-rich cell wall structural protein-like
Exons: 1
Coding region: 38-1477 (479 amino acids)
Source: RefSeq, a predicted model, not a curated record